ACCACUUUUAUACAGAGCAGAUCUUAUGGUCUUCGGGUCGAUGUGAUUUGAUUUGUUUCUGCAAGAUGAAACGAUGGAGAAUCCAAACUUUGUUGUGCCUGCUUCUGUGUGCAUACUUUCUGCCAAGCUGUCGGUGUGCUCAUGGGAAAUAUGCUCAAAAGCUCCUAAAUGACCUAUUUGAAAAUUACACCAGUGCUCUGAGGCCUGUGGAAGACACAAACUUCAUCCUGAAUGUGACUCUGCAGGUUACACUGUCGCAAAUUAUUGACAUGGAUGAGCGAAACCAAAUUUUGACUGCAUAUUUAUGGAUAAGGCAAGUGUGGGUCGACGCACACCUGAAAUGGGAUAAAGAUGAUUAUGAUGGACUCGAUACCAUCCGUAUACCUAGUAGUUAUGUAUGGAGACCUGAUAUAGUCCUAUAUAACAAUGCUGAUGACCACUUCACAGGUCCCAUGGAUACCAAUGUAGUGAUCCGCCAUGAUGGCCAGAUCAUGUGGGACUCCCCGGCCAUCACUAAGAGCUCCUGCAAAGUGGAUGUGUCUUUCUUCCCCUUUGACGCUCAGCAGUGCAGGUUCACCUAUGGCUCCUGGACCUACAAUGGAAACCAGCUGGACAUCCAGAACGCCAUGGAGAGCGCCGACCUGGCUGACCUGGUGGAAAACGUGGAGUGGGAGGUUCUGGGUAUGCCAGCUAAGAGGAACGUUAUUCUGUAUGGCUGCUGCGCUGACCCCUACCCUGAUGUGACUUACACGCUGAAACUGAAGAGGAGAGCUUCUUUUUACGUCUUUAACUUGCUUAUACCGUGUGUGAUGAUCUCUUUCCUGGCUCCACUCGGCUUCUACUUGCCUGCUGACUCUGGAGAGAAGGUGUCUUUGGGUGUCACUGUGAUGCUUGCUCUCACCGUCUUUCAGCUGCUGGUUGCUGAGAUCAUGCCGCCUUCGGAGAAUGUGCCACUAAUCGGAAAGUAUUACAUUGCAACCAUGACCAUGAUCACAGCCUCCACUGCUCUGACCAUCUUCAUCAUGAACAUUCACCACUGUGGCCCAGAUGCCAAACCCGUUCCCAAGUGGGCCAAAACACUCAUCCUGCAGCACUUGGCCAGAAUGUGUUUUGUUUAUGAAGUUGGUGAGAACUGUAUGUCACCACAGGCAGAGAAACAGGAGCCUCCACCCGUGAAGAACAACAACUGCACCAUGAACGGUCAGGUCGGGCCCUGCAGAGAGGACUGUGUUUUCAGAGUGGACAGAGAACAAGAGACGUCAGAGGACAGAGAAGACUUGGACCAGAUGAUGAGUCCAUUAGGCUCAAUGGGGAAGAACCCCACCAACAACUACAGUGGGUGGAAGAACGGCGUCUACAUGAGCAUGGACUGUGGGGAGUCGGGGGCUCAGGGAAGAUGCAGGAAGGGAGGAGUGAGUGAUGGAGAGAAAAAGGACAGAGAGGUUUCUUGCAAGGAGAGGCAGCUAAUGCAAAAUAUUGAGUACAUAGCAAACUGUUUCAGAGAUCAGAGGGCCACACAGAAACGAACAGGGGAGUGGAAAAAAGUGGCUAAAGUGUUAGACCGCUUCUUCAUGUGGUUAUUUUUCAUCAUGGUGUUUUUCAUGAGCAUUCUUAUCAUGGGAAAAGCCAUCUGACUGCAGAACUGAGGAGAUGAGUCUCAUUAUAGUGUUUAUCAGUGUAAAGAACCAGGGAUUAUUCCAUUUAAUAAGUAUUCAGAUCAUCCUUUUCUUCACCUUUUAGAAUGAAUCCUUAAUGGAGACAGUAUUUUUCCUACUGUAGUACUUGAGAUUAAAUAGAUCAACAGGCCACGGUUCCUAUUUUGAUGUCAACA
Molecule: messenger RNA, 1831 nt
Organism: Cheilinus undulatus (humphead wrasse)
Lineage: Eukaryota; Metazoa; Chordata; Actinopteri; Labriformes; Labridae
Gene: chrna10a
Product: cholinergic receptor, nicotinic, alpha 10a
Exons: 5
Coding region: 66-1634 (522 amino acids)
Biological process (GO): signal transduction; chemical synaptic transmission; nervous system process
Cellular component (GO): postsynaptic membrane; synapse; neuron projection
Molecular function (GO): transmembrane signaling receptor activity; acetylcholine-gated monoatomic cation-selective channel activity
Source: RefSeq, a predicted model, not a curated record